This is a messenger RNA of Triticum aestivum (bread wheat), 1764 nucleotides long. RefSeq names its product putative F-box protein At4g21240. NCBI's taxonomy places the organism in Eukaryota, Viridiplantae, Streptophyta, Magnoliopsida, Poales, Poaceae. The transcript is spliced from 3 exons. The record is from RefSeq and is a predicted model, not a curated record. Bases 338 to 1555 code for a protein of 405 amino acids. Gene Ontology annotation, molecular function: protein binding.
GGCUGAAUGUACUCCUUCCACUUGAGUAUCCCAUAUACUCGAGUUUCUCAAAAAAAAAAAAAAAUCACUGCGAAAAGGGCCAGACCAGAACAGGGGAGACCCAAACCCUGCCACCGCCGCCCCCUCAGAUUCCCAAUCUAUCCCCGCCUCAACACUGAGAAUUGCUCGCCGGAGUGCCCUCUUCCCCGACGCCGGUAGGCAGAUUCGCCGCCCAGACCGGCCGUGCGAGAGUCGCCGCCGCUGGGGGUUCGCGACGCCGCCGUUGCUCGCCAUCGUCCGCAGCGCCCUAGUUGAUCGGAAUCUGAUCUGACGUACGGAGCACCGGCGACCAGUCACCAUGCCGGGAACCGGAGGCGCGACCGUCCUGGACGACCUUGAGUGGAUCGUUGUCGAAGAGAUCCUCAUCCGUUUGCCGCCCAAGGACAUCCUCCGCUGCCGCGCCGUCCGCAGGUGGUGGCACAGUGCCACCUCCACCGACAAGUUCAUGCUGGACCACCACCGCCGCCAGCCCUUGCUCCCCAUCCUCAGCCACGCCGUCGACCCGCAGAAAUCCCACCUCCUGUUUUCCUUUGACGCCGGCGCAGGCCGGCAAAAGCUCUGCCCUGUCAUCCGGACCUACGACUACCGUAAACUCCAGGCAGCGUGUGACGGUCUCCUCAUUGUCUCCUAUGGAUCAAUGGCAGAUGAGUACGUCUGCAACCCGGUCACCCGCAAGUAUGCUCGCCUGGCGAAGCAUCAGCCGGAACGUGUUUUUUACCACCGGAUUGUCGGCUUCUACCGGCACCAACCAUCUGGAGGAGAAUUCCGAGUGCUAUGGAUCUCUAGUCCGACAAUCUACAACGCAUACCACCCAAAUUACAGAACUUUCUACUAUGUCAUAGCGGUGGGAUCCGAUAGUACAAGAUACAUCAGACAAGGAUGCAUCACACAACCAACAAUCUCAUCUGCCUUGGAGCUGGCGUUACGCAGGGGCCUGCCUGAAUCGUCCCAAUAUCCACCAGUCCACCACCGUGGCGGCCUGCACUGGAAACUUGGAAAAUACCACGGCUACGAUGCGGACUACAUAAUGGUGUUCAACACAGCAGCUGAAAAAUUUAGAUUGAUGUGUCGUCCUGCCCGAUUGGGCAACUGCUUACAGGAGUCGUUGUUGGAGAUGGAUGACACUCUUGCUUUGUGCAGCAUCUGCAGUGACAAACACACCAUAGACUUUUGGGUGUUACAGGACUAUGAUGCUGAAACAUGGUCUUUCAAGCAUCGAAUUAAUUUGAUUGGGAUGGAUCCAUCAGCGCUUGUUGAUCCAGAGGUCAUAAUAUCCCCUAGGAUGGCUGUUCUCAGUGGGGGUGAGAUGCUGAUUCGGUUUACUCAUAGGGGUGUGUUGCAUUUUGACGUCAAUGGCAAGUUUUUAGGAUAUGUGAAAAGUCAAGACGGCGAACAAAUCAAUUUGUGGGUUACCGGGCAUUACCUCCAGGAGAGCAUUAUUCCCGGUCCACUGUUCCAUGAGAUGAGAGAAGAUGAUGGUGUGAACCAGGAGCCUCCAUUUUUUGUAGGACUGUAGGAUGCAGCGCUUGAUCUGGAUGUUGUACACUGCUGGUUUGCAGCGCCAUUGGAGUAUCUCUUCUAUAUGAGCCUUUACUUUUGUUCCUAGUUUGGUCUUCUUAGUGCUGCUUGUAAAACUGAAUAAUUCGGAUGGUAGCAGAACUCCUCUGCUAUGAGCAUUUGGUGUCUAUUAUCUUGGCUUUAACAUAAUGAUAAAAUUCUUGACUA